UUCAGCGCUUUUUAAGUUCCAUUGUGAAGUUGGUUUGAAAAGUCAUAUGAACAAAAAUAGUUAAUUAAAAGAUUUUAUUAAAAUGUCACACAUAUUUACUCCGACAAAUCAAAUUCGAUUGACAAAUGUAGCUGUGGUUCGAAUGAAAAAAGCUGGAAAACGUUUUGAAAUUGCUUGUUAUAAAAAUAAAGUUGUAUCAUGGCGCAAUAAUGUUGAAAAAGAUAUUGAUGAAGUUUUACAAACACACACCGUAUUCACAAAUGUUUCAAAAGGUCAAGUAGCGAAAAAGGAAGAUCUACUAAAAGCGUUUGGAAAAGACGAUCAAACAGAAAUAUGUAAAGAAAUUCUAACAAAAGGUGAAUUACAAGUUUCAGAUCGAGAAAGACAGUCUCAGUUGGAAGCUACCUUCAAAGAUAUUGCAACAAAUGUUGCAGAAAAAUGUAUAAAUCCUGAAAUUAAACGUCCAUAUCCUGUGACCAUUAUCGAGAAGGCAAUGAAAGAAAUUCAUUUUUCCGUAAAACCUAAUAGGAAUGCAAAACAACAGGCAUUAGACGUGAUACCACAAUUAAAAGAAGUAUUAAAUAUUGAACGAGCACAAAUGCGAAUACGUGUAACAAUUUCAGGUAAAGAAGCUCGAAAACUUCGAGAUAAGAUAUCUAAGUUAACAAGUAAAAUUGAGGAAGAAGAUUGGAAUAGUGGAGUGUUAAAUAUGGUUUGUUUGAUUGAUCCGGGGCAUUAUCGACAAGCUAGCGAAAUUGUUACAUCUGAAACAAAAGGGCAAGGGUUACUUGAAUUAAUUAAUUUAAAGGAAGUCAAAGAAGGGGAAGAAGUUUUGGAAUAGCUUUAUUUAAGUUUAAUGAAUAUUUUUGUAUUUUA
Messenger RNA from Chrysoperla carnea, 876 nucleotides. It is a transcript of the gene Sbds, whose product is annotated as ribosome maturation protein SBDS. The transcript is spliced from 2 exons. Lineage: Eukaryota; Metazoa; Arthropoda; Insecta; Neuroptera; Chrysopidae. Bases 83 to 841 code for a protein of 252 amino acids. Gene Ontology annotation, biological process: ribosome biogenesis; cytosolic ribosome assembly. The record is from RefSeq and is a predicted model, not a curated record.